Molecule: messenger RNA, 1603 nt
Organism: Lactuca saligna
Lineage: Eukaryota; Viridiplantae; Streptophyta; Magnoliopsida; Asterales; Asteraceae
Source: the annotation of a GenBank genome assembly
CUAAAAACCUAUUUUUUACCUUAAAAACAAUAUUUAUACAUUUAGAAGUUUGAUAAGCAUGAUAACUGACUAGAGCUUCAGGCUUAUAAAAGCUUCAUUAGAACGCUUCCAGGAAACUAACACCUGUUACAAUAUUUGGAACUUCAAACACAUUGCCCAUCGAAAAGAUUUCUUGCGUACUUAAGUUCCAAACACCAUGCCAAUCAUCUUCACUUUAAAAAAUCUCCUGGAAGACCAUUUCAUUCCCGAAGCAAAACUUAUGUUAAUCACCUUACUCAUAUGUCUUCUCUUAUUAGGUUUCUUCAUCACCAGAAGAACUUCACGUGUAGUUUACUUAUUAGAUUUCGCAUGCUACAAGCCUCCAGAUGCUCAGAAGAUCACAAAACAGUACUGCAUCGAGAAACUAAAGCACAUGGGAAAAUUUUCAGAAGAAACGGUGCAAUUCAUGAAGACGAUUCUAGACAAGUCGGGACAUGGUGACUCAACCUACAUCCCAGAAGUCUUCCUGAAAAACGAUUCUGAUCCAUGCAUGAAAGAAGCCAGAAGGGAAAUGGAGAUGUCUGUAUCUGGAUCAAUAGACAUGUUGUUGGCUAAAACAGGGGUACGAUGUGAAGACAUAGGGAUACUUGUUGUGAAUUGUAGUCUUUAUAACACUAUUCCAUCUCUUUCUAGCAUGAUAGUGAACAAAUAUAAGCUUAAAGAAAACAUCAUCAGCUACAAUGUUGUUGGGAUGGGAUGCACUGCAGGACUAAUUGCCAUCGGCCUUGCUCAGAACCUCCUUCAGGUGCAUCAUGAUUCCUAUGCGUUAGUGAUGACUACAGAGGGCGUUACUGAGAACUGCUACGUUGGAGACGAUCGUUCCAAGCUCCUUUCCAACGGCAUCUUCCGCGUCGGCGGCGCGGCGAUCCUCCUCUCAAACCGUCCCUCGGAUCAUCGCAAUAGCAAAUACAAACUACUACACACCGUACACACAAACAUAUCAAGUUCCGACCUUUCGUACAACUGCAUCUUUGAGGAAGAAGACGAAGCCGGGAUAAGAGGAGUCACCAUUAACAAAGACCUUUUCAAAGUCGCACCCACCGUCAUCCGAUCAAACGUAACCGUGCUCGGUAAGCAAAUACUUCCGUUAUCAGAAAAGCUCAGGUACCUGAAAAACAGCAUCGCAAGAAAACUCCGGCCAACGGCGAAUAUCCAACCUUACAUACCAAACUACAGCAAUUCCGUCGAACUAUUCCUCCCGCACAGCAGCGGGAAGCCUAUGCUAGACGCAUUACAGAAAAACCUAGGGUUUGAUGACAUCGCCAUGGAACCUUCUAGAAUGACGCUGUACAGGUUCGGCAACACCUCCAGCAGCUCCAUUUGGUACGAACUGGCGUACGCAGAGGCAAAGGGUCGGGUCAAAAAAGGGUAUCGGGUGUGGCAGCUUGCACUCGGAUCGGGUUUUAAAUGUAGCAGUGUGGUGUGGCGUGCAAUGAGGACCGUUGAUUAUGAUGAGAUGAAUCCUUGGACGGACGAGAUUGAUGGGUUUCCUGUCGUCUUGGAUUGUGAUUGUGAUGAUGGACCAUUACCCUAUUUUUCGAACACACUAAAUAACAAAAUAUAG